Molecule: messenger RNA, 1512 nt
Organism: Meloidogyne enterolobii
Lineage: Eukaryota; Metazoa; Nematoda; Chromadorea; Rhabditida; Meloidogynidae
Source: the annotation of a GenBank genome assembly
AUGGACAGUGAAUAUAGAAUAGUCCUCAAUGUUGGAGGUGUUCGACAUGAAACAUAUAAACAUACACUUAAAAAGAUUCCAGCUACACGACUUAGCAGACUUACACCUAAUUUGGCUAAUUAUGAUCCUAUUUUGAAUGAAUAUUUCUUUGAUCGGCAUCCAGACGUUUUUGCACAAGUGCUUAAUUAUUAUAGAACGGGGAAAUUGCAUUAUCCACUUGAUGUCUGUGGUCCACUUUUUGAAGAAGAACUCAAGUUUUGGGGAAUAGAUGCAAACGAAGUGGAAAGUUGUUGUUGGAUGACGUAUACCACACAUAGAGAUACUCAAGAAGUUCUUCAAAAUUUGGAAAAGUUAGAUCUUGAUGAUGAAGCUAUGAAAGAUGAGGAGAAACUCUACAGGCGGUUUGGACUUGACGAAGAAUUUCGAAACAAAGAAUUAAAUUUAUGGCAAAAAGUAAAGCCUAAGAUGUGGCGUUUGUUUGAUGAACCUUCUUCAACUACUGGGGCGAAGGUAACUUCAUUAAGUAUAUUCCUAGUAGCUCUUUUAUUCCUUAUUUUAUCCGUCCUAUUUUCGAUAGUCGCAGUAAUCUCAGUAUUUUUUCUUAUUUGUGCCAUUCUUGCCUUUUGCCUUAAAACACAUCCAGGAUUGAGAGUUGAGGAUCCAGGCAGUUCUCAAAUACAAGAAGAAACAUUAGCAAUUAAUUUAACAAAUAAUUCUUCUUCUUUUAAUUCUUCCAUAAAACCUUCAAGAGAAAAACCUCCUCCACCUUUACAAAAUGAACAACAACACGAACAUCAACAUCCAACCCAAAAACCUUUUUUUAAAUAUAGAACAGAAUCGAUAGGAUCUGAUCCUGUUAAUACAAAACCACAUCCAAGCUUUUUGAUAAUUGAAACUAUUUGUAAUAUUUGGUUUACAAUUGAAAUUUUAAUUAGAUUCUUCACAUGCCCAUCAAAACUUGAUUAUUUCAAAUCCCCUGUAAAUAUUAUUGAUAUUGUUGCAACUGUAACAUUUUAUAUAGACUUUUGUUUAACUACUUGGUUUGAGGCAACAUCUGAUUUAGAAUUCUUUUCAAUAAUUCGAAUUUUGAGGCUUUUUAAACUUACACAGCAUUCACAAGGAUUGAAAAUAUUGCUUUAUACAUUGAGAGCAUCAGCAAAGGAGUUAAUGCUUCUUGUAUUUUUCCUUUUAUUGGGCAUUGUUGUGUUUGCUUCUUUAAUUUAUUAUGCUGAACGUUUAGAAGAAAAUCCUGAAAAUCAGUUUCAUUCAAUUCCUCUCGGUCUUUGGUAUGCAAUUGUUACAAUGACUACAAUUGGUUAUGGUGAUAUGACUCCCCAUACUUGGAGUGGAAGAUUAAUUGGUUCAAUCUGUGCAUUAACUGGUGUAUUAACAAUUGCUUUACCUGUACCAGUUAUUGUAGCAAACUUUGCAAUGUAUUAUUCACACACCCAGGCUAGAAGUAAAAUGCCAAAGAGGAGAAGAGGGGUUUUAAGUAUGGAACAGGUAAAUUAA